UACAGCUUGAGCCACUGCUGCGGCUGUGAGGGAGCGAGCAUUGCUGUGGUGUGCCGCUAGCUGAACCCGUCGUUCACGAUUUUCUGCCAUUUGAGCAGUUUCCUCGAUACCUGAGGGGAGUUGACUGAGAUCAUUCCUGUUCCCAAGCUGUCGGAGAAGCCCUCUGCAAGAUUUGUCCCGCGGAAACCUGAGACCUUCCGGCGCGAGAAAGAUGGCUUCCGGUGAAGACAACGUUCCUACAUCCAAGUGUGUACUCGUCGGUGAUGAAGGGCCACGGAAUCAAUUCGAUCGACGAAAAUACAUUAGCAUCUCUCUCCUGGGAUCUAAUCAAGUCAGGAUGAUCCGACUCGGUGAGAACUCUACCUUGUCGCUCAGGAGCCUCCAGAACGCAUGGCCCGGAGCCUCGCUCUUGAUUUUUUUCGUCGACAACAUCGACGCGGAGGUCGUCGUGGACAGGGACGGAGACGUAUUCCUCCCUCCCGACGGAGGUUGGACCGAGAGAAUUUACUACGCGACGACAUAUGAUCCGGAAGAACCGAUCGGAGGGAGUGGCGAACCCUCCGAUCGAAAUUCGAAGGAACUUUUUGUGAAAUAUACGGCUCUCGGAGGAAUCUGCGGUCUCGGACUACUGGCCGUAACGCUCAUCGCGGUGAAUCUCCUGUCGGAGAUUCCUGACGUCGACCUCGGCGAAAACCUCACCUCAGGCUCGGUCGGAAGAAGUUUUCAACAUCACCAUAUACGCUUCCCGAAGACCUGA
Molecule: messenger RNA, 757 nt
Organism: Galendromus occidentalis (western predatory mite)
Lineage: Eukaryota; Metazoa; Arthropoda; Arachnida; Mesostigmata; Phytoseiidae
Exons: 5
Coding region: 212-757 (181 amino acids)
Source: RefSeq, a predicted model, not a curated record